This is a messenger RNA of Cylicostephanus goldi, 584 nucleotides long. The record is from the annotation of a GenBank genome assembly. NCBI's taxonomy places the organism in Eukaryota, Metazoa, Nematoda, Chromadorea, Rhabditida, Strongylidae.
AUGCCGGAAUUCGAAUCUAUCACAUGCUCAAACGCUUUCUUCUUCGAUGAGCCUUCUAUUGAACGGCAUCUGACGAGCAUUGGAAAGGGUGGCUGCUCUCGUCUUGUUUUAUUGCCGUUCUAUCCUCACUACUCAUGUGCCCAAUCUGGUGUUUUGCUCAACGAAGCUGAGCGCGUUCUUCAAACAUUCACUGUUCCUGCAACGGUGGACGGUAAGGAAGUCGCAAACGAACGAAUUGUGCCCAACACGAGCGAAUCAUUCCGAGUGUCGGCUUUGCAUCGAUGGAGCAGUCACCCAGUUUACUGGCUCGACGUACUCAAAUCGAAACGUGCUGAUUUUGGAGGCAUACUGUUCUGUGCUCCUUCUCUGAGAGGUUACAAUAGCAAAGAACAUCGACGAUUGGUGUGGUCAUCUUGUGAACGAGUGAUGUCCGGCCUGAGCGAUUCAUUGCCUUGGCGACUCGCAUUCUACAAUGCCUGGGAUCAGUGGGGUCUUCCUAUUAGGGAUUCCGUCCAAAUGCAGGUGAUCCCCUGGAUUCUCAUUUUUCAUAAUAUUUACUACAUUUGCGGUUUUGGAUUUUGAAA